AUGACGGAUGCAUGUGUGGCAUUUCUGCUGGAACACCUAAAAAACUUUUAUGUUUCCCACGUUGAUAUGCUUGAAGAUGUCAAUGAGAAGGUGGAACAUCUGUUAAGGGACUUGACUAUUUCUAAAAGCUUCAUCAACGAGUAUACAAAAAAAAGCAAUAUGAGUUCCAUUGAAGCAGAAUUUGUGAAACAAGUUAGGGAUUUGGUUUACCGGUCUGAAGAUAUGAUUGACAAAUUCGUUCAUGAGGCUUCUAUCCAGACAAUGAUUCCAUUUUGGAAAGAGAACAGACUUAAAAUAUUGAAGAGCGAGAUCGAGUCUAUCAGGACAGAAGUGAAACACUUGUAUGAGAUCAAGUAUAAUUUUGAGAGCCUACUAGUUGGGGAAGGACGUGGUGGCAGCAAACACAAUGAAAAGGCUCUUUUGUGCUUCUUGGUAAGAAAACUGAAGUAA
This is a messenger RNA of Fraxinus pennsylvanica, 450 nucleotides long. NCBI's taxonomy places the organism in Eukaryota, Viridiplantae, Streptophyta, Magnoliopsida, Lamiales, Oleaceae. The record is from the annotation of a GenBank genome assembly.